Molecule: messenger RNA, 1812 nt
Organism: Dermacentor albipictus
Lineage: Eukaryota; Metazoa; Arthropoda; Arachnida; Ixodida; Ixodidae
Product: TBC1 domain family member 19
Source: RefSeq, a predicted model, not a curated record
GCGAACGGGGCUCAGACGAGCAUCUGUCUGGCGGCUGCGGGACCAUGGAAUCGCCGGCGUCACCUCCACCUCAAGGCACCCAGACGGAGCUACAGCUCGGCACAGGCUACGAAGUCCUCGACCAUUUGCAGCGGGUUAUUACUAAAACACCGGGAGCAGGAAGCUCCAUUCUGAAUAUCUUGGGCGAUGAACUCUACGAAUGCGAUGCCAAAGAAUACGUGCUCAACAACGGUUACUGCGGCAGCAGCAGUAGCAGCGUGACGACGCGAGAGAGCAACGCGGAUGAAACAUUUCUGGAUGAGUUGCAGAACAUUUGGCAUGCUAAGCUCAUCGAAUGCCUGAAAGACACGGCCAAACAGUUCGGACUUCCACUUAGCCGCAAGCGCACCAUCGGGGAACAGGAGCUCGUAGAAUCCAGAUGGUUUGACUUGGGAAGCGAAGAGAUCGAACUCUUGGCAGUCGAACCACUUUACACACCUCAAGAUUUCCUUGACUUCUUGCUUUCUCCGGCGUCCAAUGAAGACGAGAUUUGCAUCGCUUCCGGAAACACGAGCCCCCUUGCCCAAGCGGCGGUUGCGCUCAAAACCAAAGAUAUCUGCGAACUGAGAGAAAUGCUGAAGACGCCAAGUUACGAGGCUCCCAAGUCUCAGGACUUGGACAGCGCAGAGUACGAACUAUUUGCACAGCUAAUAUAUGACACAAGUGACCAGCUUGCUGCUAGGGAGUUCCUGAAGCGCGGUUGUCCGCAUUGCAUGCGAAGACUUUUCUGGGCCAGGGUGCUGGGAAUUUCGUCAGCUGAGAAGGUGAACGCCGAGUUCCAUGGCCUAAAGGAAAGAGUGAUACGGUACGAGCUACUUGUGGACCAAAUUAUUAUAAAGGACGUUCGUGACACUGUAAUGAACGACAUCGAGUACUUCGUGUUUGACGACAGUUGCUACCAAGUGAUGUUGGCGUUCACAAGAGACUACUAUGUCGCGAGAAGAAUAAGCAACGAUUCAUUAGGGACGGUUAUACUCAGAGCUGAUUUACCUUGCGGAGUCGUUCCAUACUACGGCUUCUCAUUGCUCGUGAGCCCCCUGUGCUUCAUGUACGCAGACGUCGGCAUUAUGUACGCUGUCUUUCGUGAAAUGUACUGCCGCUACUUCCACAAGUUAAUGGCCAUUUCUUCGGACCCGCAGGGCAUUGUGUCACUGUUAUUGACCUUUGAAAGAUUGGUUCAGUACAGGGAACCCGAAUUCCUGCCGGCGCUGGCCUCCAAGAAUGUCAAUCUGCAACCUAUUGUGUUCCAAAUGCUUAUGCAAUCAUUCUGUGCGCACCUACCUGCGGAAGAAGUCCUGAGAUUGUGGGACAGAGUUCUGGGCUACGACUCUGUCUACGUCCUUCCAGUUGCAGCGGCAAGUUUAGUCUGUUCCAAAAAGACGGAAAUUCUUGGCACGAAAGAUCAGUCUUCACUAGAGGACAUAUUUAACAAGCUGAAGCCCUGUGACGUCAUAACCACGCUGGACGAUUUUCUCAAGCCUCCAAGUUUGUGACGGCGACACGAAAAAUUAGAGCAAUUGAGUUUCACUGCCGACCAUAGCUACAGCAAGUAGUCAAGAACGCCCUGCCUGUCAGAGGCCAACAGGGACAUCGUGCAAUUCUGCUGUGAUAGUUUUACAUCGUUAGCAUCAUCUGAGCCAACAACUGCAUCCUAACCAAUGCAACGCUGCCGUUUCUUUCACUACGCAGCACAUUUUCUGGCUGUCUUUGUUACUCAGCGCUGUCAGGACGCAGCACUUCCAUCUCACUCUGUAAGCUGUCUAUAUCAGUCAU